AUGGGCUUGUUCCCGUCUCAAUUAAGAAAUCCGCCUAAAUACAUCUGGGGAUGUAUCCUUUGUUCCGCAAAUGGACUUCUUUUCGGAAUGGAUACGGGCAUCAUCGGCCCUGUGACUGAUAUGACGGACUUUAAGGCCCAAUUUGGAGGUAGUGAAAAUUCUACAAUUCACGGUCUCAUCGUUUCUUGUAUCCUGAUCCCAGCUGCUAUCUCGUCAUUUUUCGCGGGUUAUGUCGCGGAUCUUCUUGGUCGGCCUAAGGGUAUUUGCAUCGGUACAUUCAUCUUUGGUGUUGGUGCUGCAAUCGAAGCGGGCGCUGUUCAUUUAGCUAUGUUCAUCGUUGGUCGCAUUGUGGAAGGUGUUGGAGAGGGUCUUUUCCUUGGAAAUCUGGUGGUUUUGAUUUGCGAAAUCUCACCUAUUCGUACUCGAGGUGCUCUCACAACUGGUCCUCAGCUGGCUUGUACCCUUGGCCUGGUUGUUGGGUAUUUUGUUAGUUAUGGAACUUCUAGUAUCCAGUCUUCCCUCUCCUGGCGCACCCCAUGGAUUCUUUUAUCUGCCAUGGCGAUGCUCACCUGCGCUGUCUCCCUGGUGUUCCUGCCUGAAUCACCUCAAUGGCUUGGACUUCAGGGUCGUUAUGCUGAGGCCGAGGAAGCGUGGGAGAAGCUUGGUGUAACCCUCGCAGAGCGCGAGAAGGUUGAAGCUCAAGUACAUGUACAGGAGAUUCAUCUUGAGACCGAGAAACCGAGCCAGAGAACCAUCGAUAAACUCCUCGAGAUUUUUGAUAAGGAUGUUCGGGGACGCACUACACUUGCUGUGUUCUUGAUGGGUAUGCAGCAAUUGGGUGGUAUUGAUGGUGUUCUUUAUUACGCUCCUGAACUUUUCCAAAAGGCUGGCCUUGCCUCCUCAGAGUCGAGUUUCUUAGCUUCCGGCAUCUCAGCAAUAGUCAUUUUCGCUGUGACGAUUCCAGGACUCCUUUACGCCGACAAAUGGGGUCGUCGAACUAGUAUUAUAUGGGGUGGUAUUGGAAUGACCAUUGUGAUGUUCUUGAUGGGUGGUCUGUAUGCUGGAGAUGCGGUUCAUAAACACUCUGGUGGCGGUCGCUGGAUCGUUAUUAUCUGCAUUUACAUCUAUGCCGCUAUCUACUCCGUCACUUGGGGAGUCACAGUGAAGGUUUACGCUGCUGAGAUCCAACCUCAACGUACACGGGCUUCAGCUACCACGCUGGCACAUUCCAGUAAUUGGGUGUGUAACUUUACGGUUGCUCUGAUCACACCGAUCCUUCUUUCCAAGAGCAACUUUGGAAUAUACUUCCUCUUUGGUGGAUGCUGUGUGAUCACUGUCAUCGUCAGUAUACUUUUUAUGCACGAAACCAAAGGAAGAAACUUCGCCCAGAUCGAGGAAGCGUUCAAGGGAAAGUCGACUCGUGUCAGUGGGACUAUGAAUGGUCAACAGGCGCAUGAGGUCAAUUCUGGAGAUGUUUGA
This is a messenger RNA of Penicillium malachiteum, 1479 nucleotides long. Its product is annotated as putative MFS sugar transporter. Lineage: Eukaryota; Fungi; Ascomycota; Eurotiomycetes; Eurotiales; Aspergillaceae. Gene Ontology annotation, biological process: carbohydrate transport; transmembrane transport. Gene Ontology annotation, molecular function: carbohydrate:proton symporter activity. Gene Ontology annotation, cellular component: membrane. Bases 1 to 1479 code for a protein of 492 amino acids. The record is from RefSeq and is a predicted model, not a curated record. The transcript is spliced from 2 exons.